Molecule: messenger RNA, 1745 nt
Organism: Lindgomyces ingoldianus
Lineage: Eukaryota; Fungi; Ascomycota; Dothideomycetes; Pleosporales; Lindgomycetaceae
Product: t-SNARE affecting a late Golgi compartment protein 2
Exons: 3
Coding region: 128-1321 (397 amino acids)
Biological process (GO): vesicle-mediated transport; vesicle fusion; intracellular protein transport
Cellular component (GO): endomembrane system; SNARE complex; membrane
Molecular function (GO): SNAP receptor activity; SNARE binding
Source: RefSeq, a predicted model, not a curated record
UGUUCAUGUGCCCAUCCUCCUCUGGCAAACAGGCAAGCGCAUCGAUACUCCGCUCACUUCCUCCACCCCUUUCCACACUCCCUUCUCUAUCAUGACAUAACCGCACUGCACCUCACCUGCCUGCGCCAUGUGGCGGGACCGAACGAACCUCUUUAUUUCCUAUCGCCAGUCCUACUCACAUCACCCCGCGAAGAAGCCGCGCUAUGGAGGGCCGCCAUCCAAUGGUUUCGGCGACAGCGGGCGGGUGUCCGAGGAGCGUCUCGGGCUCAUGUCCGCAGGGGCCUUUGAGGACGAUGGCGACGCUGUGAUUGAGAUGGACCUUCUCCCUCCACGAUGGCUUGACAUCCAGGACGAAGUCACGGAAUACCUCGCAGAGAUUGCAAAGCAAACACGAAAGCUCGACCAGCUGCACCAGAAGCAUGUCCUCCCUGGGUUCGACGACGAAGAGGUCAAGAGACGGGAAGAGCGGGAGAUCGAAGGGCUCACGCAGGAUAUAACGCGUGGCUUCCAAAAAUGUCAGAAAGCCAUAAAACGAAUCGAGACCAUGGUCCGGGAAGCCCAUCAACACGGGAGCAUCAACAGUGGAGAAGAGAUGAUGGCCAAGAACCUGAAGAUAUCUCUCGCCUCGAGGGUUGGCGACGUGAGCGCUAUGUUCCGCAAGAAGCAGUCGGCUUAUCUGAAGAAGCUCCGCGACCUUGGUGGCUUCGCCUCGCCCUUCCGUUCCGCAACUCCUAUCCAGAAUCCCUACAACGAUCCCGCACUUCAGGAAUCAGACGCUGACCGAUCAUUCUCGCAAUCUACUCUCCUCCAAACGAAGCAGCAGCGUCUCCGCCAUGACCCCAACGAAGCCCUGAUCGCCCAGCGAGAACGUGAGAUCGAGGAUAUUGCUCAGGGCAUCAUUGAGCUUGCCAACAUAUUUCAGGAGCUGCAGACCAUGGUAAUUGAUCAGGGCAGCAUGCUGGACCGGAUAGACUAUAACGUAGAACGAAUGGCAACCGACGUGAAGGAGGCGGACAAAGAGCUCAAGGUAGCCUCAGGUUACCAAAGAAGAAGCAUCAAGAGGAAGGUUAUGCUCCUGCUAGCAAUAUUGAUUGCGGGGAUGUUUAUUCUGCUUUCCUUGAAAUUGACCAGCAGAGGAGGUAGUUCACCAUCAACGCAAGCCGCACCAGAAUCUGAAGAGCUUCCUCCUAUAGCAGCCGGCCCUCUUAGAGAACGCUCUUCGAACGGGCGGCAAUCAACCACUCUCCGGGCAAGUCGAGACUGGCAUCGAAGGAAGAGACGGCUAUGGCAAGAAUUAGAAGGUGACCCCGUGGCAUUUUGAGCGUUUUUGGGCUUGGUUGUAAGAUAUUGUUUAAUUCAGGGUCCUCGCGACCCGGGUCUCGAGAUCAUUCAUUAUGCAGUCCUUCAGCUUUCCUCAUGCGAGGUAUGCAAUCUCGCCCACACCUCAGUGGCGGAAGCCAAGAGUGGAGAUGUCUGCGCUGACUAACCAACGGAUAAAUACGUCAAACUGUUCCUCCCGCUCUGGAAGGACGUGAGUCCCCAAGAAUGGGGCCAAAUCUUGAACGGCAAUCCGGGAAAUUGUGCCUUGCUAUCACGAGCCGAGCCACCUCCGGAAUUGAUACGCCAAUCACGAUUCGCUGUACCCUUGCUCUAAGCACCAGGACGAUGGAUGGCAACGAGCUUUAAAUUGACGACACUUCGGAGUUCCAGUCGAUCUGGCGUCUGAUGGGGGGCCUGAUUAUUUG